This is a messenger RNA of Cladocopium goreaui, 879 nucleotides long. NCBI's taxonomy places the organism in Eukaryota, Dinophyceae, Suessiales, Symbiodiniaceae. The record is from the annotation of a GenBank genome assembly.
AUGACAGAAGGACUUCGUGCAUUGUGCGCACAGUGCCGAAAACCCCUCUGUGGUGCGGUGCUGGCAAGCGGUUGCAAUCACGUGUUUCACAAGCCUUGCUUUGUGGCAGGUGCCAGCUGCGGCCACUGUGGAGAAACCUUACGCAGCGAGACCUCGUUGAGCCUCUACAACUUAUGCUGCGAAGAGAAGAGUGAAUAUGCUGCAUAUGCUGCGGAUGUCAUGGCUGCUGCAGCCAAACUGAGGGCAUCACUCGAAGGCAUGGAGGAUGCGGAUGGCACGAUCUUUGACCCUGACUUUGUGGUACAGGAGUCCGAAGGACGUGGGGUGGACGAAGUGGCCUUGCUAUGCUUGAAACGUGAGAGGAUCAACUCCAAGAGAGAAGAGCUGGACUCGGAGAAAUCAAGGCUCCACACAUCACUCGAGACGCUGGAGCACCAGCAGAGGAAAUUGCGGGUCCGACAGAGGAUGACAGAGAAGCUCCAGGAAGAGCAAGCAAGCGAGAAGAAUAAGAUCCAACGCUGCAAUGACGAUCACGAGAAAAUGUUAGCUGAGCUGAACGAGGUGCGGCAACGUGCUACUAUUGUGGAGUAUUGGGACUUGCUUCGUAAUGGUCAGGAGGAUGAAGCUCUCCAAAAGCUCACGGCGCUCAUUAGCAUGAUCUCGCACCCGUGGAAGAUACUUGCGCACAUGGCACGACUGAGAGAUCACUAUCGAAAGUUGUCUGACAACCACGACCGUGAGCGUGCCCAAGCAGAUCGGCAGCUACAGCAUUUAAAUCGCGAGCGGGACGAGUUGGAAAGGCACGGAAGGGGUCAAAGGCUGCUGGACCAAAUUAUGCGCUCCCUUUGUCCAUUCUUUAAAGUCUUGAAGAUUUCGUAG